Messenger RNA from Gavia stellata (red-throated loon), 1372 nucleotides. It is a transcript of the gene CBX3, whose product is annotated as chromobox 3. Gene Ontology annotation, biological process: negative regulation of transcription by RNA polymerase II; chromatin organization. Gene Ontology annotation, cellular component: pericentric heterochromatin; nucleus. The record is from RefSeq and is a predicted model, not a curated record. Gene Ontology annotation, molecular function: chromatin binding. The transcript is spliced from 5 exons. The coding region runs from base 283 to 855 and encodes 190 amino acids. Lineage: Eukaryota; Metazoa; Chordata; Aves; Gaviiformes; Gaviidae.
CUAAUUAAAUCUCUAAUAUUUAAAACAAAAAGCAAAAUACUCCCGAUUUUAUUAUUUCUUACUGCACUUCAAGAAAAAAAUACAGACCCUCAUGACAUUAAUUUUCUUCUGUGGAAGAUUAUAUAGGUGCUUAAGUCUUAGAAAGUAAAAAUAAAAAUUGUUGCUUUGAUACAGAAAUCCAAAAUGUUUAUCUUUAAGUGACAAGAAUUAGUGAAGCCGAAAAGAGUACCAGAAAACAAUCUUCCAUUGAAUCAAAGAAUUUUAGUCCAACGGAGAACACAGAUGGAGAUGUUCCCCAGUUGUAGCCUGCUUGCCUCAUCACCACACAAAAUGGGAAAGAAACAGAAUGGCAAAGGUAAAAAAGUUGAAGAGGCAGAGCCUGAAGAAUUUGUUGUGGAGAAAGUCCUGGACAGACGUGUUGUAAAUGGAAAGGUGGAAUACUACUUGAAGUGGAAAGGAUUUACAGAUGCUGACAACACAUGGGAACCUGAAGAAAACUUAGAUUGUCCAGAGCUAAUCGAAGCUUUUCUGAACUCUCAGAAAGCUGGUAAAGAAAAAACAGAUGGUGCCAAAAGAAAAUCUUUGUCAGAUAGCGAAUCUGAUGAUAGUAAAUCAAAGAAAAAGCGUGAUUCUGUUGAUAAGCCAAGAGGGUUUGCAAGGGGUCUUGAUCCUGAGCGGAUAAUUGGGGCUACGGAUAGCAGUGGAGAGCUUAUGUUCCUCAUGAAAUGGAAAGACUCUGAUGAGGCAGAUCUGGUGCUGGCCAAAGAAGCUAAUGUGAAGUGUCCUCAGAUCGUAAUCGCUUUUUAUGAAGAGCGACUAACUUGGCAUUCAUGCCCAGAAGAUGAAGCACAAUAAUUGUUUGCGUUGCUUUUUUAUAUAUAUGAAUAUUAAAACCUGAAAUUUGAUUUAUUAGCAAUGUGAGAAGCAUACAUUCUAACAAGAAUCAAAUUUGAUAUUUUUUUGAAGUAGUAUGUUUUGCAUCAACAGCAAGUAAAUAAAAGCUUUCUGCAACUUGUUUCAUUUAUCACAAGAGAGCAUUUGAUACUACUACUUCCUCCAUAUUAGGUAAAAGCUUUUAUAAAACAUUCAUAAACUUCCAUAGUUAUUACAGAAUCAUAAUGAAUGUCUAAACAAACUCACAGAUGUUUUGUAGUCUUCUAUACUAUUGAUGUGCAUGUAUCUUCUUUACCCAAACCUAGCCCUUUAAACCUGUAGAAUCAUUCUUUUUAGUAUUUGGGAUCACUUGGUCCCAAGAUGACCAGGUGAAAACUAACUUUGUAGUAAUUUGAAUGUUAUCAGACUGUAUAUUGUUUACUUUACUGUAAAUACUGGUGAACAGUGGUCAAUAAAAUAGUUUUAUAUUCUUCCUUUA